Messenger RNA from Laccaria bicolor S238N-H82, 213 nucleotides. RefSeq lists its product as uncharacterized. The record is from RefSeq and is a predicted model, not a curated record. NCBI's taxonomy places the organism in Eukaryota, Fungi, Basidiomycota, Agaricomycetes, Agaricales, Hydnangiaceae. The coding region runs from base 1 to 213 and encodes 70 amino acids. The transcript is spliced from 3 exons.
AUGUCGCGCCGAUAUUACUCCGAACCUGCCGCAUACCUGGGCAAUGAACGAAUCCGCGAGACCACCACCGACCAUGGUGGCAGUCUCACCUAUCUACUCCUUAGCCUGUUAUCGAUCUCCGAACGCGUCGGCUUAUGUCUUUCCACGGCAACAGGUCCAAGCAACUCGUCCCUAGGCAGCAGUCGCCUUUUUGUCUUCCACCUGCUGCUGUAG